AUGGCUUCUUCUCUCCACAGUCGAGACACUGAAAACCCUAAUGAAACAGCCAAGACUAGCAGUGGCUUCGAAGAGCACCCACCUUCGCCCUUAGCCGAGCCCACCCCGCGAGCUCACCACGAGCCCGGGGCUCCAGACAAACCACUUGGUCUGGUCGCUUUGGAUUCGCUGCUUCGUCCCUCUAAAACCAUACUCCGCCUUGACCUAAGGCGCGCUUUCUCUCUCCAGAAAUCAUCGCUUUCUCACUCUCACGAACCACAGGACAGCCCCUCCGACACUUGGGUUCGUGGCAUCCAUGGCGCCCAAGCUCGCCUGCAACUCAUGCAGAUUUGGGAUUUCCCUAAUGGAGAGCUGAAGAGAGAGGAGCUCCCAUGGUGGUUUAGUUUGGGAAUUGGGGCAAGUGCAGAGAUGGAUAAAGGAGGGAUUCUGGUUCCAAAAGCCAGAAUCAAGACCAAAUAUGCAGCUCUUCAUGUUUUACCACAACCAUGUUUAGAGUUACGCAACAAAUUCCCUAUCGGGAUCUCAUCCCUCGCGGCAAGUAUUCGUUACAGGAUACCCCUUUCUGAUGUAGAGAACAUUUGGAAUUCUCCAAUGGCACAUCUUAUAGUGAACUUUUACAGUAAAGUAGGGUCAGGUUUCCACCUCACACCAGGAGGUUUGGAGUUUGAUGAACACGUGCUAAAAAUUGGAAAGUAUACAACAAUGAGAGUAGCGGCCUCUGUGAAUUUUCCAAAGAGAAUACCACCUGAUGAGGACGAGCCACCCUGCAAUAUCGACAUUCGCCGUGUCGGACUCAAAACAAGAAUAAUGUAGUUUUUAUUGAUUCCUUUUUUUUCUUUUUCUUUUUUUAAACAGACCUUUUUAAUGUUCGCACUUCUCACCAUUCAUGUCAUAUAAAUGAUGAAAA
This is a messenger RNA of Amborella trichopoda, 907 nucleotides long. RefSeq lists its product as uncharacterized. NCBI's taxonomy places the organism in Eukaryota, Viridiplantae, Streptophyta, Magnoliopsida, Amborellales, Amborellaceae. The record is from RefSeq and is a predicted model, not a curated record.